AUGGCAAGACCGGCUGAUGUGCCAAUUCCCGACUCUCCAGAGUCCCCAUAUCCAAUCAAGACUGGUGUAUGCGAGAUAGUGUGUGGUUUCGGCCGUGGCUCCGCCGAGCUUGGAAUUCCUACUGCGAAUGUGCCAUUUGAAGAGCUGCCCGAGAGCGUAGGUGGGCUCCCUCUAGGUGUCUUCUUUGGUUUUGCUCGACUCCAGAAGUCAGCGCCUAAGGAAGCUAGAAACAUGCAGAGACAAGACGGUACGAGGGUGCACUUCAACUACGGCCAAAGAUUGACUGAUAAUGACUUGCGGGUUUUGCCAGUGGUGCUGUCGAUGGGCCUAAACCCGUUCUACCACAACAAAGCCAAGACUGUUGAAAUACAUGUAAUGCACAAAUUUGACCACGACUUCUACGGAGCCCAGAUUACUUUCACCAUAUUGGGCUACAUAAGGCCCGAGUUGGAUUACACUACAAAAGAGGCCCUUAUCGAAGACAUCCAAACCGAUAUUCAAAUAGCCGAAAAAGCACUAUCCUCACCCGAAUAUGCCAAGUACCAGAAUCUAUAA
Lachancea dasiensis is the source of this 555-nucleotide messenger RNA. The record is from the annotation of a GenBank genome assembly. Lineage: Eukaryota; Fungi; Ascomycota; Saccharomycetes; Saccharomycetales; Saccharomycetaceae.